Molecule: messenger RNA, 624 nt
Organism: Symbiodinium sp. CCMP2592
Lineage: Eukaryota; Dinophyceae; Suessiales; Symbiodiniaceae
Source: the annotation of a GenBank genome assembly
AUGGUCGAAUUCGAGGUGCGGGCUGUCGUGGUGGACCCCAGUACAGUGGAGACACAGAUGCCAAUGGACAUCGAUGAGCCUUCGGGGAGACUGCCAGAAGACCGCCGACAAGCUGCCCAGAUCCCGCAAACCCUGGAAGAUAUGGUUUUGGCAUCCCAGCCAAUCCCUGCUGAUGGUGAUGUGGUGGAAGCCCAGCGCAAGGUUGCAGCAGCAGCCAAAGCGGCUGCUGCUGAGGCCAAGGCAAAAGCAGGAGGAGCAAUGCCUGUCCAGAAUUGGAGUGCCACAGUGCUUUAUCUGAACAUGAAUUCGGUGACACUCUUGCGUGAGGCAGGUGUGCCAGUGCCGGAAGGAUUCACAGGUGAGAGGAAGAGCUUCACGGUCCCGGCGCCUGAAGACAGCGACGAUGGCACCGGCAGUAUCGGAAUUCUGUGGACGACAGACCAGCUCUAUGUCAACAAGGCCUUGACCAAUUCGGCAUUCGAUCGCAGCUUCAAUAUUAACAAGAAAGGCGGAGUCACAAUCUCGGUUCGCAAGCUGAAUACUGAUUGGGCUCUGGCUUGGGCUACAGCUAAGAAGCUUGCAAAGUGGCCCGAGCAGAAGGAACGCUGCCCCUUGCCUAAAUAA